AUGUGGGAGGUGAAGCUGGAGCCCGACGUCAUCUUCAGCUACAGUGCUGGGAUCAGCGCGUGCGGGAAGGGCGAGCAGUGGCGACGGGCACUGGCGCUGCUGAGCGAGAUGUGGGAGGCGAAGCUAGAGCCCAACAUCGUAAGCUACAACGCUGGGAUCAGCGCUUGCGAGAAGGGCGAGCAGUGGCAGCGGGCACUGGCGCUGCUAAGCGAGAUAUGGGAGGCGAAGAUGGAGCCCGACGUCAUCAGCUACAGCGCUGGCAUUAGCGCUUGUGAGAGAAGCGAGCAAUGGCAUCGUGCUUUGGCUCUGCUCGGCGAGAUUUGGGAGCUGAAGUUGGAGCCCGACGUCAUCUGUCCUACUGCUGGAAUCAGCGCGUGCGAGAAGGGCGAUCAGUGGCGGCGGGCUUUGGCGCUGCUCAGCGAGAUGCGGGCUGCGGUGUUGGAGCCUCGUGCCUUCAGCUACAGCGCUGGCAUCAGCGCUUGUGAGACAUGCGAGCAGUGGCAUCGAGCUUUGGCGCUGCUCGGCGAGAUGUGGGAGGUGAAGUCGGAGCCUGACGUCAUCAUCUACAGCGCUGGCAUCAGCGCUUGCGAGAAGGGCGAUCAGUGGCAGCGGGCGCUGGCGCUGCUGAGCGAGAUUCGGGCUGCGGUGUUGUAG
Prorocentrum cordatum is the source of this 654-nucleotide messenger RNA. Lineage: Eukaryota; Dinophyceae; Prorocentrales; Prorocentraceae. The record is from the annotation of a GenBank genome assembly.